Molecule: messenger RNA, 2609 nt
Organism: Mercenaria mercenaria
Lineage: Eukaryota; Metazoa; Mollusca; Bivalvia; Venerida; Veneridae
Product: A disintegrin and metalloproteinase with thrombospondin motifs 6-like
Exons: 5
Coding region: 491-1141 (216 amino acids)
Molecular function (GO): protein binding
Source: RefSeq, a predicted model, not a curated record
GGUCAGGCUCCAUGCUGUCCGCUUUUAAAGCCUAUUGCAAUUGGAGAAACUAUUAGCGAACAGCAUGGAUCCUGACCAGACUGCGCGGAUGCGCAGGCUGGUCUGGAUCCAUGCUGGUCGCAUACCCACUAUGUUGGUUUUCCCAUGGCACGGCUCAUAUGUCAAGGCGUUGAACAUGCAAAGACGAUUUGUUCUCGGUUUUGUAACCUCUGCUCUCUAGUUGAUGGGAUGUGGUCUGAGUGGACAGAAUGGUCCACGUGUGAUGUAACGUGUUAAAAUGGUAUACAGGCUAGAACAAGAACGUGUACCAACCCUAAGCCAGCUUACGGGGGAUUAAAUUGUUCUGGCAACAGAUGUGAAAGAAUGCCACAAAGAGCUUUGUCCCGUGCAUGGCGGAUGGGCAGGGUGGACCGACUGGGAGGAUUGCUCUGUCAGUUGUGAUAUUGGAGUACAGAAACGGCAUCGCAAUUGUUCAAAUCCUUUCACCUCAAUGCUUGGGCAUUAUUGCUCCGGAGACCCAGUUGACCACCGACUUUGCAUGCCAGGACCAUGCGCAGAUGGUGGAUGGUCUCAAUGGGGUACAUGGAGCAGCUGUAGUGUGUCAUGUGGCGGAGGUGUACGUUCCCAAUCAAGGACGUGUACAAAUCCCAGUCCUUCCUUAACUGGCAAAUAUUGUGAUGGGAAAAACAUGCAAAUUUCAUCUUGCAACGACAAUUCUUGCGGCUCAUACGCUACAGUUCCGAACAUUGUCUUUAACGCCUACAACUUGACAGACAGAAGUCCAGCCGUUAAUGAGACAAUGGUGUUCAACAACGUUGUAGUUAAUGAUGGAGAAGGUUACAAUGCUACUACCGGAGAAUUCACGGCACCAAUAGACGGAACUUACUCCUUCAGCGCUCAGCUGUGCAUCCAUGACGGUGAAUCUUUGUACUUCGACAUCAAGGUUGGAAAUACAACUUACGCCACUGCAUAUGCUUUCGAUGACGACGCGCCCGACUGCUCUAUGAUCCAAACCUCUGCUAGAGUAAAGGAAAACGAAAAAGUGAUAGUACAGUGGACGACUAAAUCACAAAAAGGCUCGGUUUUAGUGCAGAACUCUCACCUAAAGAAUUUCUUUUCCGGCAUGUUAGUACACCUGUAGAUAUAACUGAAUGCUAAAAAUGAUUUCCUUACGGUUUUCUACGGAAGAGCAUAAGUGUCAGGUGUAUGUUAUGUAUUAACUCGAAAUGUCGACUGAGUAACCGGAAAUUUCGAGAUAUGUAACUCGAAAUUUUGAUAUAUUAACUCGAAAUUUCGACUUAGUAGCUCGAUCUUGCGACUUAGUUACUCAAAAUUUCGAAAUAUGUUACAUAUCUCGAAAUUUCGAGUUAUUAACUAUACUAGAUUACGUUGAUGUAUAGCCCCUGGCCAAGAGUAGGUACUUGGUGUAUCCAUCGGGUAGCCCUACAGGGUCAUAUGAUAAAGAUGACCGGGCAGCGUUUGCUCAUAAAAAUUUUACUAUUUAAACCAUGUUUAAGCCUGGAAGGUUUUCGACCUAGUUUGAACCCAUAUGGCAAGAAAAUAUAGACAUACCUUAAUUGAACGUGUAGUAAUGAUCUCUGACCAAGAUUGAGUACCUGGAUAAAUCUAGAUUUUGUGGAGAGGUCAAAGGAGGUGACCAAGAAGUAUUCAAACUUAGAAUAUUUCACUAUUUUGAGACCCUAACAACUAAGCAUACUAUACAGGUAAAUAAAGGUAUAUAUCCUGGAUAGAGUUCGAAAUCUGGAGUAGGUCUAGAGGAUAUGGGUAGGUCAUACAUUGAGCUAUGGUAGUAUAUGUUCAAAUCGCUACAUGUUGGGUACACUAUACGGAUGUGUAGAUGAUUCCACUUUGAAGAGUCAAAAGUCGUCCAUUACAUUUUUGGCCUUUGACAGACGGACAGAUGUUCAAAUUUUGCAGAUAAAAGGAUAAGAUACGAAGUCGAAAUUUCGUGUUAUUAAUUCGAAAUUUCGUGUUACUUUACUCGAAAUUUCGAGACACGUUACUCGAAAUUUCGAGUUAACAUACACUUGGCACUAAUGCUCUUCCGUAGUUUUCUCAAAAAUCACAGGAAAAUGAUUUAUGCAACACAAACAUGACAAAAUUGUGAAUUCAUAUAAAAAUAUAUAUUGAAAUAAAAAGGUCAACACUUCCUUUAUCUGACGAAUAGAACCUUAUUUAGAAAAAAAGAAACAAAAAGCUUUUCCAUCAAAGAUUUCUUUGUUCAAUAUAAUUGCACGCAUUCACACGGGCUUUAGGGCAUCAGAAUCUUUUUUACACGUCUGUAACUAACUUUUUAUGCCGAACAUUGUCAAUGUUAAACGAAAGCCACAAAAAAACGUUGGGCUGGAGUUUGAUGCAAAACCCACUGUAAAAUGAUUACAUAAUUACAUUGUCCUGUAACAAGAUAAAAAGCUUGUUAGGAUUUUUUCUUGAUAUUUAGUGGUUGUUACAUCCUGUUAUUAUUUCAUGCACUCACGUAUAAAAAAACGCCCGUUGUUAGUUAAUUUUGCAGAAACUUGGACAUGACUUCUUUGUGGAUGCUGUAUCAAUUUCAUUGUAUUAAAAAAUAACAAUAAAUUGUAAACAGA